CAGCUACUAGCUACGACUGCUACUGGCCAGGUCUGUAGAAGACGGUAGAGAGAGGGCAGUAGAGAGAGUGACAGACAGAGACAGAGACAGGCUGUGAAGAGUCAGACACCACUCAAUUGAUACUCCAGCCAGCAACUACACCAUGGCGAACCAGGCAACCGCAGGCCAUCCCGUCCAGAUGCUCACAAAGUUCGAGAGCAAGUCCUCCCGUGUCAAAGGCAUCGCAUUCCAUCCAAAAAGACCCUGGCUACUCACGUCCCUCCACAACGGAUGCAUCCAAUUGUGGGACUAUCGCAUGGGAAGCCUUCUGGACCGCUUCGAAGAGCACGACGGAGCAGUCCGUGCCGUCGACUUCCACAAAACACAACCCUUGUUUGUUUCUGGCGGAGAUGACUACAAAAUUCGCGUCUGGAACUACAAGACCCGCAAGUGUCUCUUUACGCUAUCCGGACAUCUCGACUAUGUCCGCACAGUCUUCUUCCACCAUGAGUAUCCAUGGAUCUUGUCCUGCUCAGACGACCAGACCAUUCGCAUCUGGAACUGGCAAUCGCGAAAUUGCAUUGCCUUGAUUUCGGGACACUCACACUAUGUCAUGUGUGCCCAGUUCCAUCCAAAGGAAGACCUCAUUGUGAGUGCCUCCCUCGACCAAACCGUGCGUGUUUGGGAUAUCUCGGGACUUCGAAAGAAGAAUGCAGCACCACAGAGCAUGUCGCUUGAAGAACAGCUGCAACGCUCACAAGCCGGUCAAGGUGCAGACUUGUUUGGUAAUACCGAUUGUGUUGUCAAGUAUGUCCUUGAGGGACACGAUCGAGGCGUCAACUGGGCUUCCUUCCACCCAACAAAACCACUCAUCAUCUCUGCCGGUGAUGAUCGCAACGUCAAGCUCUGGCGAAUGAGUGACACGAAAGCUUGGGAAGUCGAUACCUGCCGCGGACACUUCAACAAUGCAUCGUGUGCCAUCUUCCACCCAACACUGGACUUGAUGCUCUCGGUGGGUGAAGACAAGAUGAUUCGCAUUUGGGAUCUCAAUAAGCGAACUGCCGUGCAAGCAUUCAGGCGUGAAAAUGAUCGAUUCUGGGUCAUCACGGCACACCCAACCUUCAACUUGUUUGCCGUUGGUCAUGAUGCAGGUGUCAUGGUCUUCCGACUUGAACGAGAACGUCCAGCCAUCACACUCGACAAGAAUAUUGUCUACUACAUCGACAAGCAGAAAAUGGUGCAGACAUAUGAUUCCCUGCGGCAACAAAAGGGAACACAACCCGUCAUGGCAUUGCGCAAGUUUGGUGGACAAUGGACACAACCCAAGUCUAUUUCCUACAACCCAGCAGAAAAGCUCGUGUUGGCAACGUCUGUGCGUGAAGUAUCGCCUUUCCUCCUCAACAAGCCCAGCGACAACGAGAGUCAAACUGCCAUGUAUGAGUUGUUUGAAGUGCCACAAGCUUCUUCGUCUGCUGAGACGCUUGUCGGGCUCAAAGGCACAGGCCACGUCGCCUUCUUCACGGCUCGCAACAGAUUCGCCGUCCUCAACUGCUACAAGCAUGUUAUUGAGAUUCGUGACCUUAACAACGAUGUCAUCAAAUCCAUGAAGGCACCGGCAGACGCACACAUUAUGUUCCACGCAGGUGCAGGACAAGUCUUGAUUGGUACGGCGCAUGUCGUGAUUUUAUUCGACUUGACAACCGGUACAGAAAUUGCCAGUGCGCGUAUGUCGAGCCUCAAGAACGUCGCCUUGUCUCCUGAUGGCAACUUUUUCGGUCUUGUUGGGAAACAUGCCGUCUUCAUUGUUGAUAAGCAAAUGAAGGUUAAGAUUGUAAAGUACGAGACGAUUCGUUGUAAAGGUGCUUGCUGGGAUGAUUCCGGUGUGCUCAUCUACGCGACACUGAACCACAUCAAGUAUCUCAUGCCGAGCGGUGAUCAUGGCAUCAUCAAGACACUGGAUGAAACAAUCUACCUCGUCAAGAGCAAAGGCAAACAACUCCUGUGCUUCGACCGACUCGCACAACCCCAAGUCUUGCUCAUCGACCCAACUGAGUAUAAGUUCAAGCUGGCACUUGUCAAGAAGAAUUAUGAUGAAAUGUUUAGCAUCAUCAAAAACAGCAAUCUGGUGGGUCAAUCCAUCAUUGCUUAUGUGCAAAAACAUGGAUUUCCCGAGAUUGCGCUGCAAUUCGUGCAAGACCCUCAAACGCGCUUUGAAUUGGCCAUCGAGUCUGGUGAUUUGACGGUGGCUAGCAAGGAAGCCAAGGAAAUUGAUAAACCAGAAAUCUGGAAGCGAUUGAGUGUGGAAGCCAUGCGACAGGGUAAUCACACUACCGUUGAAAUGUGCUACCAACGACUCAAGGCCUUUGAGAAGCUGUCUUUCCUCUACUUGACCAUUGGCGAUCGUGUCAAGUUGCAAAAGAUGAACAAGAUUGCAGUCUCGCGUGGCGAUUACAUGGCACAAUUCCAAACAUCCCUCUACUUGGGUGAUGUCAAGGCACGCGUCACCAUGCUUAGAGAAACGGGUAUGAUCCCACUUGCUUACAUGACUGCCAAGUCACAUGGCCUAACGGAUCUUGCAAGUGAGAUUUUGUCAGAAGCCGGCAUCAGUGAGUCAGACAUCAAAUUGCCCACUCACACACCAAAGGCGUUGACACCAGCUGCUCCACGCUCGACGGCUUCAAAAGCAAACUGGCCGCUGAGUGAGGCGAAGGAAGCGGAUCUGGUUGCAAUCUUGGCAGCUGCUGGUGUGGAUGCUGAAGAUGAACCGCUCGAGACUGGCUCUGCUAGCAAUGAAGACUUUAUGGAUGCAGAACUCGAGUCUGAUGAAGAUGAAGGCGGUUGGGAGAUGGAUGAUAUUCCCAUUGAAGAGGCGGAUCAGUUGGAUGAACUGUUCUCAGAUAACGUCGAUGGCGGCCUCAGUGAGCCUGAAAUUUGGCAACGUGCGUCUCCGGUGCCGGCAGACCAUAUUGCUGCUGGUGCCUUUGAGUCUGCCAUGCAGCUCUUGAACCGUCAAGUUGGCAUUGUCAAUUUCGCACCCUUGCAAGAACGGUUCAUGGAGAUUUAUGCAGGGUCACGCGCGUACACGCCUGGUCAUGUGGGAAUGCCUGCACUCGUCACGUAUCUUCGCAGGAACCCACUGGAGAGCAACAUUCAGAAAUCACUGCCGAGAACGCCCAAGCUGCUCGGUGAUAUCCAGUCGAAUGACUUGGCAGAGGCAUAUAAGCUGGUCAAAGCCAAUAAGCUUGCCGAGGCUGUGGAAGCCUUCCGAGGCAUCUUGUACAGCGUCUUGCUGACCUCAACACUCUCUAAGGAAGAGGUUGAAACGAGCGAGGAACUCAUUGAUGAAGCAAGCGAGUACAUCCAAGCCUGUCAAAUUGAACUCAAGCGUCGCGAACUCUACCCACCCAAGGCAGAGCUCACACCCGAGCAAGUCAAGCACAACCUUGAACUCGCUUGCUACUUUACAGAUGCGCUGCUCCAGCCACCACACCGCUACCUUGCUUUGCAAAAUGCCAUGCGUAUCGCGUCUCUUGCGAGAAACAACAAGACUGCCGCUUACUUUGCACAACAGCUAUUGGAUCUCAAUCCAGAUGGCAAAGCAACCGAUCAAGCAAAGAAAGUCCUCGCUGCAGCGGAUCGCAAUAACAGUGAUGCCGUGCAAAUCAACUUUGACAUUUCACCAGAUGCAGAGUUUGAUAUCUGUCCUGCAAGUAUGACGCCCAUUACUGCUCAGACGCCUUCCACGACAUGUGGCUUUUGUGGAGCAGUGUACCUUGCCAAGUACCGGGGACAGUUGUGUAGGAUUGGUGGUAUCGAGGAGAUUGGUGCGGAUGUUCAGGGAAGGAAGAUCAUGGUUACAGUGCGCUAGUGGAGCGCCAUAGACUGCAUACCUCGUAGCUACUGCAGAAAGAUUGACUGAAUGCUUGCGUGUUUGUUUGUAGCAAUGCCC
Molecule: messenger RNA, 3928 nt
Organism: Protomyces lactucae-debilis
Lineage: Eukaryota; Fungi; Ascomycota; Taphrinomycetes; Taphrinales; Protomycetaceae
Product: coatomer alpha subunit
Exons: 2
Coding region: 143-3847 (1234 amino acids)
Biological process (GO): intracellular protein transport; retrograde vesicle-mediated transport, Golgi to endoplasmic reticulum; endoplasmic reticulum to Golgi vesicle-mediated transport
Cellular component (GO): COPI vesicle coat
Molecular function (GO): structural molecule activity; protein binding
Source: RefSeq, a predicted model, not a curated record